CUUAGUCUGGUGUCGAGUGUGGAGCGAAGACUGCAGGCCACAAAGAUCGCAUAUCAGCUGCAGAUAAUUUUCUCCCUCGCUUUUUCUUCAUAAUCAACAACAACAAAAAUGAGCGAUUUUAACGUGCAAGAAGAGUCCUCGACACUCUUGCACAAUAUCCCUGUGCAGUGCUUCAUGAAUGAAUACGAUUCACAGGAAGACGCAGCUGCGAACUCAACACUGUAUUCUACCAAUUCUGAUUACAAAAGGGAGAUGAAACCGUCUCUUCAUCCCAGGAUCGGAGAAAACGCAGCACCAAAUUUAACCCGUCGGCCGAAAACCAACGUGAUGCCGAGGGUGCCCUGCAAACUGUGUCCUUAUUUUUACCGGUCGCCAGCGAGUCACUUCAACUCGGUGCGCCGAUCUUGCCGAAACUGCAAACGGCGAUUCGAGUGCAAGGGCCUGUGCCACCAGCACGAGCUCAUCUGCUGCGACUUCCUCAAGUGCAAAAGUUGCGGCAAGCAUUUGUGCAGCAGCAACUCGCGCUUGGUCCACACCAAGAAGCGCACGUGCGUCCACUGCUCGCAGGUGAUCGAAUGCUGCGUCCAGUUCAAGCACCACGUGUGUCCCGAGCAGGUCCAGUCGUCGAAAAGCGAAGAACCGGAGCAGCCGGAGCCUCCGAGAAUCGAGCCUGGUCCGGACGAGAUGGAUCUGCAGUGUCGAUUCUGCUUGUUCUUGUGCAAAGACCGGGACGUUUACGAGUGCCACACUCGGCAGACCGACUGUCCCAGGUGCGGCUUCGCUCAACCCUGCAACGCCCUGUUGGCCCAACACCUCAACAUGUGCCACUGCCGGAAAGAUAAGAAGCCGGAAAAAAAUGUGAAUAAAAGUUUGAGUGAAAUCGUCAAAAAUGAGCCGGUGGAAAUAAUCACUAUUGACGAUGAAUGAAUGAAACCGCCGAGAGUAUAAAUUUGAAAAUUGUCAGAAAUUUAAACAAAUCAUGAUAUUAUAAUAUAAAAUAAAAUAUUAUUAUAUAUUGCUUAAAAUUAUUUUAUUAAAAAUUAAAUUUAAAAAAAAUUAAAAAUGUUUAGCUUUUUUAAGAAUUAAAUCACAAAUUGUCUUUUGUAAAUAUUUUAUUAGAGAAGAGAAUUUAAAUUUAUGUUAAGUUGUUAAUUACAUAUAUUUCAAAUUUUUAGAUCGAAAGAAAAACAAUUUUUGGGAGUAAGGAAUUGAAAUUUGAAUUUUUUGGACAAAAAUUGAAGAAAAUUAAAUAUAUAAAUAUGGCGUAUGUAU
Neocloeon triangulifer is the source of this 1272-nucleotide messenger RNA. RefSeq lists its product as uncharacterized. Lineage: Eukaryota; Metazoa; Arthropoda; Insecta; Ephemeroptera; Baetidae. The transcript has 3 exons. The record is from RefSeq and is a predicted model, not a curated record. Bases 109 to 927 code for a protein of 272 amino acids.